Messenger RNA from Fusarium pseudograminearum CS3096, 726 nucleotides. RefSeq lists its product as uncharacterized. The coding region runs from base 1 to 726 and encodes 241 amino acids. The record is from RefSeq and is a predicted model, not a curated record. Lineage: Eukaryota; Fungi; Ascomycota; Sordariomycetes; Hypocreales; Nectriaceae. The transcript has 4 exons.
AUGUCUUCUGAUACAAUAACCUUAUUCGACAUCCCUACCAAGCCACCCCAGGUUUGUUGGUCGAUGAAUAUCUGGAGAACGCGGUUGCUUCUCAACUUCAAGGGGCUCAACUACAAAACCGAAUGGCUUGAGUACCCGCAGAUCAAGGAACGAUUGAGUCAACAUGUUUCGCCAAAUGAAGGAGACCCAGAGUUCACCCUCCCAGCCAUUCAAAUGCCCGACGGUACCUACAUAAUGGACUCUUACAAGAUUGUCGAUUACAUCGAGGAAAAGUACCCCGAGCCUAGCAUGAAUCUCAAUAAUCCCAUGCAGCUUCGUCUCAGGGCUUCUAUGGUAAAGUUCAUGACGCCAAUGACAUCUAUAUAUGUUCCUGGUGUCGCUAAAAAUAUCCUCGGCGAUAAGAGUAUCGACUUCUUCCUUGCCACGCGACAGGAGGAUGUUGGAAUGCCGUUGUACGAGUAUGGAGAGAAAAACUCUCCUGGAGCAUUGGACCGAGCAGAGCCUUUCGCUCGUGAAAUCACGGAAUUGCUCAAGGAGAACAACUCAGGACCUUAUUUCUUAGGUGACACUGUCAGUUACACAGACUUCAUCUGGGCUGGCAUUCUGCUCUUUUUCCAGUGUCUGGGCGAAAAAGAGUACCAGGAGGUUUUGCAAAAGACUGGAGACGCCGACGUUCAUAGAAAAUUUCUGGAGGGUCUGGCUGAUUGGACCAAGCGCGACGACUGA